This is a messenger RNA of Erigeron canadensis, 762 nucleotides long. RefSeq names its product probable E3 ubiquitin-protein ligase RNF217. NCBI's taxonomy places the organism in Eukaryota, Viridiplantae, Streptophyta, Magnoliopsida, Asterales, Asteraceae. Gene Ontology annotation, biological process: positive regulation of proteasomal ubiquitin-dependent protein catabolic process; ubiquitin-dependent protein catabolic process; protein polyubiquitination. The coding region runs from base 1 to 762 and encodes 253 amino acids. The record is from RefSeq and is a predicted model, not a curated record. Gene Ontology annotation, cellular component: cytoplasm; ubiquitin ligase complex. The transcript is spliced from 2 exons. Gene Ontology annotation, molecular function: ubiquitin protein ligase activity; ubiquitin conjugating enzyme binding; zinc ion binding.
AUGGGGAAUGCAGUUGCAAAACCCCAACAAAACCCUCAUCAAGAUCCACAGAACCAACAACAAGAAGAAGAAAACCAAGACGCAACGUUCACUUGCGAGAUUUGCAUUGAACCCGUCAGCCUCCCCAACAUCAAAUUCAACAACAACAAUCUUUGCGCUCAUCCUUUUUGCGCCGAUUGUAUCAUCAAAUACAUACAAGUGAAACUCGAUGAAAACGUGUCUGACAUCAAAUGCCCUGCCAUGACCUGCCAACACUCUCUCGAACCCUUAUCAUGCCGUCCCAAACUCACGCCUCAAGCGUUUGAAAAAUGGUGCGACGUGUUAUGUGAAUCGAGUGUGUUAAGGGUAAAAGAUAGGGUUUACUGCCCAAACAUUGAUUGCAGGGAGUUGAUAUUGAAUGAGUGUGGGGAUACAAAUCUAAGGAGAUGUGUUUGUGCGUAUUGCAAAAAGCCUUAUUGUUUACGGUGCAAGGCUCCAUGGCAUGAUGAUAAUUCUGCUUGUGUGAAGGAUGAAAACGACAUCGCUUUUGAGCUUCUUUUGAAACGAAAAAGAUGGCAACGGUGUGCGGUGUGUAAACGUUGCAUUCAGCGCAGCUAUGGUUGCAAUCAAGUCGAAUGCAAAUGUGGAAACAAGUUUUGCUACCUGUGCGGAAAACAAAAUUGCACGUGCGGGUUUAUACUUUCUGAUCGUUUAUUUUAUUUUACAUUAUUUGUUGUAAUAGGAGUACCUCUAAUCUUGAUAUUCUCGUUUGUAAGGGAAUAA